AUGGAUAAAGAGAAGGAAAUAGAAUCAGAAAGUGCACAACAGGGAGAUAAAGGAAAGAAGGGGGAAGACGAAGGCGAGAAGAAAGCGAGAGGCAGACCAACGAAGGCGGAGGAGUUAGCCAAAUUAAGAAGAACGGACAGUACAGGAUCGGUCAAGGAAUUCUUUCAGAAGAGUGAGAAAAGGAAGAGGAAAGAAGAGGUGGAGGAAGCAGCGAAUGCGGAGAAAGAAAUUCUAAAAGAAUUUAACGCACAAAGAAGGGUCAACAGAUCACCGCCGCCCAAAAUCAAAAAAGAAAAGCAGGGAAAAGAAAAUAUGGCGACGGAAGAAUUACUGGAGAAGGGACUGAGGGAGGAAUUGAAAAGAAGCGAGGAGAUAUGGGAAAAUCAAAGAAAGACCCUGGAAGGAAGAAUUAAGAAUUUAGAGGAGAAGGCGGAGAAGAUAGAAGUAAACAUGUCAAUGAAUAAGAAAGAAAAGAAGAAGGAUAAAAAAGGGUUAAGCAUGAUGAACGAGAGAAGGAGAGAAGAGAUACAAGAAAGAAGACAGGAAAGGUCCAAGGAGAUAGAAGAAAGGCGGAACACACCAGAAGAAACCAGAAAGGACGAAGAAAGUAUAAAGGAGGUAGAUGAGGAAAAUAUUAGAGGAAACGGAAUAAGGGAAGUCGAAGGACAAGAGAAAAGAUAUAUAGGAGAAGAGGAAAGAAACGACGGGGAGAGUGAAGAGACGUGGAAAGUGGCCUUUUGGAACGUAGCUGGUUUAACAAACAAGGAUAAGGACUUCUGGGAAGGGAUAAAAGAAUGGGAUGUGAUUGUGAUGAUGGAGACUUGGACUGAUGAGAAAGGAUGGGAGAAGGUGAAGGAGAAGCUACCGAGAGAAUAUAGAUGGAGAGUACAGAUAGCAGCCAGGAGGAACAAGAAAGGCAGAGCGUGCGGAGGCAUGUUGCUAGGAAUAAGGAAAAGCAUAGAAGAGAUAAAGGAAAGAAGGGAGACGGAGGAAGAAGGAAAAAUCGAAGGUAAGAUAAGAAUAGGAGAGGAAGUAUGGAGAAUAAUAGGAAUCUAUGUAAACAACAAUAUAGACGAGAAACUAGAAGGUCUGAAGGAAAGGACGGAGGAGGGGGAAAAAGGAGUAAGGACCAUAAUAGGAGGUGACUUUAACGCGAGAACGGGAGAGGAAGGAGGAUGGGAAGAGGAAAUCGAGCGAAGAGAGGAAAGAGGGAGGAAGUCUAAAGAUAAGAAGAUAAAUAAAGAAGGCAGAAAGUUACUGGAGUUUAUCGAGGAGAGAGGAUAUAUGAUAUUAAAUGGAGGCACAAAGGGGGACGAGGAGGGAGAAUAUACAUACACAGGGGGAAGAGGUGAGACAGUCAUAGAUUACAUAAUAGGGGACGAGGAGGUUAGAGAAAAGGUGGAAAGACUGGAAGUAGGAGAAAGGAUAGAUUCGGACCAUCAUCCAUUAAUACUAUGGGUGAGGGGAAGCUCAAAGAGAAGGCAAAGGAGGAGAGGAACUGAAAAAAUGAAAAGAAGGGGAGUAUGGAAUGAGGAAGGAAAGACGCAAUUUAAGGAGAAGUUAGGCGUGAUUGAAGGAAAAAGAGACCUGCAAGAGGAAAUAGAGGAAGGAACAAGGAAGAUAAGAAGGGUGAUUGAGGAGAACGAGGACAAGAAUGAAAGAAUGACUAUCAAGAACAAAAGAGGGUGGUGGGACGAGGAAUGUACGGAGAGCAAGAGGGAAGUGAGGAAAGAACUAAGGAAAUGGAGAAAAGGGAAAGGAGAAGCAGAAAGAUACAGAGAAAGAAGGAAAGAAUAUAGGGAAAUGUGUGAUAGAAAGAAGAAGGAGGAGAAAGAAAGAAUGAUCAGAGAGAUUGGAGAAGCGAAAACGGAGGGAAAGGUAUGGGAGUUGAUAGGCAGAGUAAGGAAGAGAAGAAGAAGGGUGAAUGAAGAGAUAAAACCGGAAGAGUGGAAGGAGUAUUUCAUGGAUCUGAUGGGUGGAGUGGAGAACAGAGUGGUAAAGGGAGAGGGAGACAGAAGCAGACAGAAGGAAGAAGAGAUAGGACUAGAAGAGAUAAGAAACGUAAUAAAGAAACUAAAGACGGGAAAAGCAAUAGGCAAUGACGGGAUACCUAACGAGGCAUGGAAGUACGGAGGAGAAGAAAUGGUGAAAUGGAUAUGGGAGGUAUGCAAACGUGUCUGGAGAGGUGAAGGCUGGCCGGAACAAUGGAAGGAAGGGGAGAUAAUCCCAUUAGUUAAAAAAGGAGAAGGGCGAGAGGUGAAGGACUAUAGAGGAAUAACCAUCAUGUCUUCGAUGUACAAAAUCUACACGGCGGUACUGGCGGAAAGAAUAAGAGAAGAAGUAGAAACGAAGAAAUUGAUCCCCGAUAAUCAAACGGGAUUCAGGAAAGGAAUGGGAACGAUGGAUCAAAUAUUCGCUUUGAAUUACCUGGUGAACAGACAAAUAGGAAAAGAGAAAGGAAAGAUGACAGUGUUUUUUGUGGAUCUGAAGGCUGCCUUCGACUCAGUGGACAAAAGAGUAUUAAUAAAGGCAAUGAGAGAAAGAGAAGUGAGACAAGGACUGAUAGACAGAGUAGAGGAAGUAUUGAGGGAAACAAAGAGCAGAGUAGGGAAAGGAGGAGAGAGUGAUGGUCAAUUUUGGACGGCGAAAGGCCUGAGACAGGGAUGCCCACUAAGCCCAAUAUUAUUCAACCUAUUAAUCGCAGACAUAGAGGAUCAUAUAAAAAAAGGCGGAUGGGGAGGAGUGAAAUUAAGAGGCGAGAAAAUAUACACGCUAAUGUAUGCAGAUGAUAUUGCACUGCUGGCAGAGGAGGAGCAGGACAUGAGAUCGAUGAUAAGCAGGUUAGAAGGAUAUUUAGACAGAAAAGGAUUAACUAUGAGUAUAGAGAAGUCAAAGGGAAUGAGAUUCAGAAAGGGAGGAGGAAGGAAGAAGAAGUACGACUGGAGGUAA
Messenger RNA from Temnothorax curvispinosus, 2949 nucleotides. RefSeq names its product trichohyalin-like. Lineage: Eukaryota; Metazoa; Arthropoda; Insecta; Hymenoptera; Formicidae. The record is from RefSeq and is a predicted model, not a curated record. Bases 1 to 2949 code for a protein of 982 amino acids. The transcript has 3 exons. Gene Ontology annotation, molecular function: catalytic activity.